UUGUGUGGUAUAUCAAAACACAUUUUUUUCCUCCCAACAGGUGCCUCGACAGACAGUUUUUACUUUACCCGGUCCCCUCAAAAUCAAGACGUGGAGGAAGGCCAGCCGCUGCGAUUAGAGUGCGCAGUUCGUCCCAACGACGACAUUCACUACUCGUGGCUUCAAAACGGCGUCCGAAUAGACCCCGAAAAGCAGAGCGGUCGCCGAUACUUAGAGGGCGACUCGAACCUCCGAAUCCUCCACGCCGAUCGCGAAAUCGAUCCAGGCAGAUACCAGUGCCAGGCACUGAACAAAACCUCCAAAUUUGUCAGCGCGAGUCGCGAAGCCACCGUCAAUGUUUAUUGGAUGGAGCCUGAAGUCGAGGUGAGACUGGUUCGACCGGCUCGUUUCGAAGAUAUUCGGAUAGACGGCGCGGUUGAACUCUCCUGUGCCGUGCAAGCGCAUCCCCCAGCCACAAUGAACAAUAUCCUCUGGUUUCACAACGGAAACGCCCGCCUCCCCAACAUGCAGGUUCUGCCCAACGGGAACCUGCUCAUCUCCUCCUUCGGCAUGCAACACGCCGGAAGUUUCCAUUGUCGCGUAAUCCAUACUGCUGGGAAGGUGGAUAGCAGACCACCAUUUGUCAUCCAAAUGACAGGCAAGUUUAUUUUGUGUAGACUCAAUUCAAAAUUUUGCAAUGGAAAGCGAGAAUUAGCUCUCGGUAAAUACUUAUUUGCAAGUUCCUAUAAGCAUGUCAGAGAGCGCAAGAAAGAUCGAGUCACAACACUUUUGUUUUGGCUUAUUUCAGCUGAUGAGCCACCAAAAGUGGACACCAGCCUCUCUGGUAAGGGAUUCCUCAGGUACGCGCUGCUCGAUCGGCCAUUGCAGUUAAUCUGUCCGAAACCACCCGCGUCGCCGGAUGCACCCCCAGACACCCCCAUCAUCCCCGUCUGGGGAUUCAUGAAGCGCUUAGGGGAGCAGCAGCAGCCCAUCACGAGUCUUCCGGCAGUUCGACUGCUCGACGAGGAUUCGACGCUUAACAUCGACAGAUUCAAGCACGUACACAUCAACUUCUACACCUGCGAGGUCAAUAUGCCCUUCACAUCCGAGCGUUACUUUUACGUCUUUCAAGUUUAUCUCGCAGAACUGUAUACUCCAAAACCGUCUAACUUCGCUCCACGUCCGCGACAAAAUCAACCGCUAGCUGUUCGCUUAGGGGAGAGACUUGAGCUUCGGUACUACGAUGACCUGACCCCUUCACAAUCCUAUGCCAACGAGAACAUCUCAAAUCCUCCCCCACGGAUCGAGUGGUUCCGACAUUCUUCUGGCCAUCAGGACCCUAUCAGAGUCCCCGCGCCACCAAAUCCCCACGCUGAAGCCAGCACGAGGGUGUUUGUGAAGAACGGGCGACAUCUGGUGAUAAGAGACGCGACCGAGGAAGACAGCGGCCCCUACGAGCUGGUUCUCUCCAGUAUUGCUGGCCGUGUCGCCGUGCCCUUCCAAAUCAUGGUCUCCUUUCCUCCUGAAUUUGAACCCGCCAAAGAGUCGCAGACGUUGGACGAAGGCGAAGCCCUGUUGCUGAGCUGCCAUAUCCGUCGACGAGCAAUCCCUGGAAGUCGCAUUUACUGGGAAAAAGAUGGGCGGCCACUGGUCAACUACGGAAACGAUAUCUUGGCAGAAGGUGACGGUGAACGCCUGCGCCUUCCCCACGUUACGGUUGACCAUCAGGGCCGUUACCAAUGCUUCGUCUUUACCGAUGGUUAUCCUAAGAAGUUUCCUGGCCAGAUGCAGCACAUCGAGGUGCGCGGGCGUCUUCAAUUCGUCAGGGAAAUCAAGGAGCACUUUCUUGAGGUCAACAUUCAAGGAAAGUUGACCUGUAAAGUGCGCGGAUAUGGCCAACUCAACGUUGACUGGUUCCGCAAGACUGCAAACGGCCUUGAGCCGAUUCAAAAACCCAAUCAAGUUGAGAAUGGCGUGCUUAUUUUCCAAUAUGUCCAAAAGCAGGACGCAGGGGAAUACGUCUGCAUCGCCCGGUCAAAUUACCGCGAUGAAGAGAUCCAGAUGACGGUUAAAGUUAUUGUCGGAGAAAAGCCACGGAUUUCCGAAAUCAGCACAAACCAAACUAUUCAAGAAGGCAGUCGUCUGGUACUGAAUUGUAAGGCUUCUGGAGACCCACGACCUCAAAUCAGUUGGAUCGUCAAGAAACCAAAUGUUCGAGAUCCUUUCAUCUACUCUGCACUCAUAUCCGGCCAGCCAAACACUGAAAAUAUUUUAGAAAACGUUUUUGACGCAGGAAGAGUGGGAGGCGAAGAUACCGGAGGCGCUCUCAUCAAUCCCGGACCUCUCGAUGAUCGAGUCCAGGUUCUAUCAAACGGCAGUCUUGUCGUCAACCAGGUGCUAUUGAAGGAUGAAGCGGAGUAUAUCUGUAUUGCAGGGAACAAGCACGCAAUCCAGACACGCCAGGGUGUCCACGUCAAUGUUCUUACUGCCGAUGAAUACGCUAAGCUGGAACACGGGGAGGAAAGUUUGAGUCCGGGGAUGGUGAAGACAAUCGUGAUUGUCGUCAACUGCGCGAUCGCUUACCUGGGUCUGAUCUUCGGUCUGACGGUGUACUGCAGCAUUCGGUACCUAAAGAACCGCCGUAAUCGUGCCCAAAAUGCAAAGACUCCGGAAUCGGGUCACUUGAUUGCGCAGGGUGCUCCAUCUCUAACCCAGGAUAACAACUGUGCUCUCCUCCUGAAUGACGAAAUGAUGACAGCGGGUUCCAGAGCACCUACAAGUUCCCCGAACGACACGUCGGCCACCGACUUGGGUGUGAUGCAGAACUUCAAUUACCGUAACAACGGCAGUGCCAAGGGCUACCCACCAGGCAAUAACUUUCCCAUUGGCGAUGGACCACCUCCACCGUCCCGACAACUUCUCCCCACCAGUGGAUACGCCUCCAACGAUCUGUCGAUGGCGACAAAAAACGGAGGCAGUACGAGCGGGCAGGCCUACCCCGUGAGUGUCACUAGCACUACCACGGGUGACUCGUGUGCUUCCAGGAUGGUGACGGCGCCCCCUCCAACUCCCCUAGACUCCCGAUCCCACUUCAGUGGACUCUCCUCUUCUGGCAAUUCCGCCAGUGCCUAUUCGCGCUCCCUCAUUAGUGGUGCCUCGAAUAGCACUGGACCGCCAUUUUCAGGAGGGGGCUAUGCCGUGCACGGUGGCAUGGUCCUCAAUGGGACGGGCACACUCGGUGGCCAAUACCCCCCACCAGACAUGAUGGCGUACAAUCACCGUGACUAG
Messenger RNA from Mesocestoides corti, 3267 nucleotides. The record is from the annotation of a GenBank genome assembly. NCBI's taxonomy places the organism in Eukaryota, Metazoa, Platyhelminthes, Cestoda, Cyclophyllidea, Mesocestoididae.